AUCAGUAUUAAACAACUCAACCCAAUAAUAUCUGUUUGAUUUUUCGACCUUCUGCUUUGGAUGUUGUAGUAAUCAUAAUUAAUAUUCUCUCCUCUUUUAAACUAAAAGAAUUAAAAUUUCGACAUGGCCUCUAAGCUUUUUGUAUCUCGUACCUUUUAUUCAUCUAUGCGAUUGAUGCAGCAAUCGAAAAUCCCUCAUCGUAGCGCUAGUGAAAUGGCUUUUACUUUUGCAUCUCCUUCUGAAGUGUACUACAAUAAAGCUAGUGUUAAACAAGUAGAUGUACCUUCUUAUAGUGGUAGCUUUGGUAUCCUACCAAACCAUGUUCCAACUUUAGCUGUAUUGAAGCCUGGUGUUGUCACAAUUUUUGAAGAUGAUGGUAGUGCUAAGAAGUUUUUUGUAAGCAGUGGUUCUGUUACCAUAAAUGAGGAUUCUUCUGUUCAAGUUUUGGCUCAGGAAGCGGUACCUCUUGAAAGAUUAGACGCACAAGCUUGCCGUGAAGGUCUUUCUAAAGCUCAGCAGCAAUUAAGUUCUGCUUCUUCAGAGGAUGCUAAAACUGAAGCUCAAAUUGCUGUUGAAGUGCAUGAAGAAUUAGUUAAAGCUGUUGUAUAGUACAUAAACUAAUAUUUAUUUUUAAAUUUUGAAAUUGACUUAUAGAAUUCAAUAUUUUUUUUUUUAUUUGUUCAUUUAAGUUAGGAAUUCAUUAAUAAAAGCUGUUGAUUAAACAAACUGAGUCUUGUUUUCUGUAGGACAGUAUUUAAUACUUUUAAAAACAAUAUUUUUAAAUUUUGAAAGUGACUUGUAAAAUUCGAUUUUUUUUUCAUUAUUAUUUGUUUAUUUAAGUUAGGAAUUCAUUAAUAAAAGCUGUUGAUUCAAAAAA
Parasteatoda tepidariorum (common house spider) is the source of this 877-nucleotide messenger RNA. It is a transcript of the gene ATPsyndelta, whose product is annotated as ATP synthase, delta subunit. Gene Ontology annotation, molecular function: proton-transporting ATP synthase activity, rotational mechanism. The record is from RefSeq and is a predicted model, not a curated record. Lineage: Eukaryota; Metazoa; Arthropoda; Arachnida; Araneae; Theridiidae. Gene Ontology annotation, biological process: proton motive force-driven ATP synthesis.